This is a messenger RNA of Erythranthe guttata (spotted monkey flower), 1778 nucleotides long. The record is from RefSeq and is a predicted model, not a curated record. Lineage: Eukaryota; Viridiplantae; Streptophyta; Magnoliopsida; Lamiales; Phrymaceae.
UCAUAGUGUGGGUAACAAAGAUCGCUCCUUUUCACCUGAACCCAGAAUAGAUUUGAGUUGUAUAAAUGAAUUAGAUGAUGCUUUUUUCUUGUUUCGUCAAAUGGUAAGAAUGCAGCCACAGCCUUCCGUUUUUGAAUUCACCAAACUACUGCAAGUUAUUUUCAAGAUGAAGCAUAUUCGGAUGCCCUUAAACUGUUCGACGAAAUGCGUCAAUCGGCUGCCCCUAUGAACGAGUACACGAUGAACAUCUUGAUUAAUUGCUGUUGCCUUUUGAAACGCGUAGACGUUGGUUUUGCUGUGUUCGGCAUCUUCUUUAAACAGGGCUACAACGCAAAUGUUGUGACAUUCACCACUCUACUAAAAGGUCUCUUUUUCGAUGGUAAGGUGGCCGAGGCGGAGAAAUUGUUUAAGCAACUUUUGAGUUUGAGACUUUGUGAGCCCAAUGAUUUUACAAUUGUUACUGUGAUAAACGGGCUCUGCAAAAAUGGACACGUUCUUGCUGCGCAUGAUUUGCUUUGCUUAUUGGAAAAGACUAUUUAUAAACCCAAUGUUAUGGCUUAUAGCGCGGUGAUUAAUGGCUUAUGCAAGACUGGAAUGGUGGAUAAUGCACUCGAGCUGAAGUCUAGAAUGAUUGAUAAGGGCAUUUCACCUGACGUUGUCACAUAUAACUCGAUGAUUCAGGGCUUGUGCGAUUUUGGUAGAUGGAAAGAGGUGAAGGAUUUAUUAAAUGAAAUGGUGAAUCACAAGAUUUCUUUAACUGUUGUUACUUUUACUGUAUUGGUGGACGCAUUUUGCAAGGAAGGAAAUGUUAAAGAGGCUCGGGAGGUAUUGGAAAUUAUGAAGCAACAAAAUAUUAGUCCCGAUAUUGUCACUUACAAUGCGUUGAUAGAUGGGUAUUGUUUGCAAGGGAAAAUGGAUAAAGCGAAAGAGGUAUUUGAUUCUAUAGCGAGCAGCGGCCUUAAGCCGAGUAUUAUCAGCUAUAACUCUUUAAUGAACGGGUAUUGCAAGAACGGAAAAGUUGAUGAAGCUUGGCGACUUUUUCUCGAAGCUUCUUCGAAAGGCUUAGAGAACACGACAGUUACGUAUAGCACCAUGAUACAUGGAUUAUUAACUGAAGGCCGAAAUGCUGAUGGAUGGAAACUUUUCAAUGAUAUGGAGACUCGGAAAGUGCAUCCUAAUUUAUUUACUUACAAUAUUUUGUUGGAUGGCUUGUGCAAGACUCAUCAGAUUUCUGAAGCAUUUUCAUUUCUACGGGCGAUGGAAGAUAAAGGAGCAAGUCCUGAUAUAAUCACGUAUCGUAUCCUGAUUAACGGUUUGUGCAGGGAUGGGAAACUUGAAGAUGCAAAACAUCUUUUAAACGAACUUCCUUCGAAAGGUUUGCAACCUGAUUGUCAAGCGUAUACCAUUGUUGUUGGUUCACUUUGUCAUGAAGGAUUUGUAGACGAGGCAAAAAAUUUGCUUGUGAAAAUGAAGAGAAGCGGUUGUGCACCGAAUAGCGUGACAUACAACAACAUAAUCCAAGGUUUGCUAAAGAGGAAAGAGGUUUACAAGGCAAUGCCAUUCUUAGAGGAAAUGUACAAAAGGGGAUUCUCGGCCAACGCAGCUACUUCGUCCAUGUUAAUUAAUCACCUUCAAGGAUCCAAGAAAGAUGUUGUUCUUCUGAAAAUGAUGAAGAAAGUUGUGCCAAAAAUAUAAAUUAUUUAUUUGAGCUUCUGUAAUAACACAGUUUUGCGAUGACUUGGUACGAUUUUUUGCGAUGUGUUUCCGAUUGAAGUGUG